This is a messenger RNA of Acytostelium subglobosum LB1, 3000 nucleotides long. RefSeq lists its product as hypothetical. Gene Ontology annotation, molecular function: protein binding. NCBI's taxonomy places the organism in Eukaryota, Evosea, Eumycetozoa, Acytosteliales, Acytosteliaceae. The transcript is spliced from 4 exons. Bases 1 to 3000 code for a protein of 999 amino acids. The record is from RefSeq and is a predicted model, not a curated record.
AUGGCAGAAGCCAUGACGAGAACACAAUUGUUUGACUUGUCAAAUGAGGACAAUAAUAACAACCUCGACGAUGGUCAUCAACAUCAAGGACAACAUAAUAAUAACAACAAUCCAUCAACACCUAUGGGUACAUUCGAAACAGAUGAUUAUACAACAUCUUCGACAUCAUCAUCAUACUCAUCAUCGGCGGGAUACCUCACUACACCCGUGGCACCAAUCAAUCAUCAACCUCCAAUCCCACUCAAUCUACCCAUUCAACCAAUCCAACAACAAGUCGUACAUCAUCAAGGCUCACCAUCACAAACAAACUCACCAUCACAACUACAACGCAAACUGCAACAGCAGCAACAACAACAACAGCAACAACAGACACCAUCAUCACCACAGUCAGGUAUCAACUUGAUACCUGCACCCAAGCCAUACCCAUUACAUGAAGCGGCAUUCAAAGGCGAGCACGAGAAGAUCUCUUCACUACUCAUGUUCACUCAAGGCAAGAGUGCCUCGCAUGGCAAGUCACACAGUAACAGCAACAGUCCCUCGCACAGUCGUGUCGAUCAUCAUCAACAUCAUCAACCAAAGCCACAACCAGUAGUAGUCGAUGUAAGCAAGUUGGAGUUUGUUGGCAUCAAUAGCUUGGACUCAAAGAAGACGACACCCCUGCAUCACGCGGCAUUCAACGGCCACAAACAUUGUGUGAAGCUGCUGUUGGCGUCAGGCGCCUAUCCCGACAUCCAGGACAUUGACGGCUGCACACCCCUGCACAACGCCUCGUUCAACGGCUUCAAGUCCGUGAUUAGCAUGCUGAUUGACGCCGGCGCCAGCGUCACCUCGAGCGACAUUGACGCCAAUACCGCGCUGCACAAGUGCUGUUACAGCGGCUAUCACAAGUGUGGCGAGCUGUUGCUGCAGCACGGCGCCGACAUUGAAGCGCGCGACGUCAAUGGCAUCACCCCGCUGCUCAAGGCCGCGUCCAACAAGCACUAUCGAUGCCUGCUGAUGCUGAUUGAGAAGGGCGCCGACGUCAAUGUCAAGGACCUCUUUGACUCGACGGCGCUCCACCAGGCCUGCUACAAGGGCAGUGACAAGUCCGUCUCGCUGCUGAUCCAAAAGGGUGCGCUGGUCAACACUGGCGACAAGGAUGGCCACUCGCCCCUUCACAACGCUGUCUUCAACGGCUUUGAAGAAUGCACCAGGAUUCUCCUGGACAAGGGUGCCAGCAUCGAUCAGCGGGCACUUGAUGGUUGCACGCCACUCCACUACUCUGCCUCCAAUGGAUUCGAGAACUGUGUCAGUCUCCUUACAAGACGAGGUUGUAAAUUAGAUAUAAUAGAUGAGAAGAGAGGUAGGACUGCACUACACUUUGCUGCUAGCAAGGGUACAAUUGGAUGUGUUGAGAUAUUGUUAAAGGCUGGCGCCGAUGUGAAUAUCAAGGACCUUUCUGGAAAGACUGCCAAGAACCUAACAAAGAAUCCAGACAUCAUUGCUUUGCUCUCAUCCUAUGAGGAGAAGAAGAGGAAACAGAAGACUACCAAGCAUAAGAACUCAACAAUCAAAUCAAAGAAGAACAAGGACAAGGACAAGGAGAGGGAUAAUGACAAGGACAAGGAUAGUACAGACAAUGGAUCAACAACAACAACAACGAUUGUUGCAGCAACAGCAGCACAACAACAACAACAACAGAUUAUGAAACAUACAUCAUCACCAUUGAAUGAUUCAUCAGAUUCUGCAUAUAAACAAGAGACAAAUAGUGUUGUGAACGAACCAUCAACGCCAGUGAAGGAGGAAGCUGGACCAACUUCAACAUCAUCAACAUCCACCACAUCAUCAGUAACAAGCACAAGCACAACAACCACCGCCACAAUGACAGGAUCCACCACCAUCCCAUCAUCUCCAAACAACAACAACAGUAGUACAACUCAUCCAUCAAUAUCCAGGACAGGUUCAAUGGAUUCAAUCAGCAGCGAGAGAGAGUAUGGCGCAGAGGUCACGCCCAAGCUGGACAUCUACGGCUUUGUCAAGUCGUCCAGCACAGUCGGCGACGAGACCACUGUGCGCACCAAAAAGACAGAGAAGCGCGAGCGCAAAUGGACCAAGAUGAUCAAGAACUGGCCAAAGUUCUCAAGGACUGCCAAGCUCCGCGAUCGCCUGCCCAAGGGCGUGCCCAGCUCGCUGCGCGGCUUUGUCUGGCAGCACCUGCUCAACGUGCACGACAUCAAGAAUCGCGCCUCCGUCUCAUACCAGGAGCUGUUGGGCAAGCCUGCGCAGCCGGCCAUCGUGGCGCAGAUCCAACGCGACCUCAACCGCACGUUCCCCAAGCACAGCUUCUUUGUGGAGAAGGGCGGCUUUGGCCAGCAGAUCCUCUGCAACAUCCUGACGGCGUUCUCUGUGUACAACCCCGAGGUUGGCUAUUGCCAGGGUAUGGGCUUCAUCACCUGUCUGCUCAUCAUCUACAUGGCCGAAGAGGAUGCCUUCUGGGCCCUCGUGCAACUGUCCGAACGCUACGGAAUGGCGGAUGUCUGGAAGCCUGAGUUCCCCUACCUCCAAACCUCCUUCACAUUGCUCAACACAAUGUUGGAGACACAUCUGCCACAACUCUAUGCACAUAUUCAACGCCAGAAUGUAUUCACGCCACUGUACUCAUCACAAUGGUUCAUCUGUUUGUUGAUAUAUAACUUGCCAUUCCCAUUGACCGUUCGCAUUUGGGAUGUAUUCCUGAAUGAUGGCCUGGUGGUCAUAUUCUCGGCGGCAUUGGCGUUGUUCAAGAUGCACGAAGACGAUUUGUUGAAGAUGGAAUUCGAGGACAUACUCAAUCUGCUAAAGUUUGCCAAUGGCGAGGAGAACACGAUGAGGAUUGAUCCAUCGGCAUUUAUGAAGCAGCUCGUACACUACAAGCACAAGAUCAAACACUUUGUCAAUGACGGCCAGAUACCUGAUCCUCAUGGCGGUAGUAUCAAUGGACAUGGUAGUAGUGGCGGCAAUGGUAACAGCAGUAAAGGUUAA